AUUGUCGUCUCUCCCUCAAAAGCCCUAAUUGCCUCCUUCACAACAAACUGAAUUGAGAACUCGAGCAGAAAACAACUCGAUUCAUCAAAUUCACCAUCUUCCUGAUCUCAACCGGCGCAUCUCCUUCCUCUGUUAGGUAGUAUUCUUGAAGAGAUAUAAUUUUAUUAAUUGAGAAUAAAUGGCACUGGUUGUAAUCUGUGGUCAACCAUGCAGUGGAAAAUCAAAAGCUGCAUUAAGUCUAGCUGAAUCCCUUAAACAAUCACCAGAAUUGAAGCAUCAAGUGAGAAUCAUCGAUGAAGCUUGUUUUCAUCUUGAUCGGAAUCAGAGUUACGCGAAUAUGCCAUCGGAGAAGAAUUUAAGAGGGGUUCUUAGGUCAGAAGUGGAUAGGUCUCUGUCGAAAGAUACUGUUAUUAUUGUUGAUUCUUUGAAUAGCAUUAAGGGUUAUCGAUAUGAGCUAUGGUGUUUGGCUCGUGCUGCAGGGAUUAGAUACUGUGUUGUUUAUUGUGAUGUUGAAGAUAGUGAUUGUAGAAAAUGGAAUCAAGAGCGUAGGGAGAAUGGUGAGGAUGGUUACGAUGAUGUAAUAUUUGAAGAUUUGGUGAGGAGGUUUGAGAAACCGGAGAGAAGAAACCGGUGGGAUUCGCCUUUGUUUGAGUUGAGAUCUUCUGAUUUUGGUUCUAUUGUAGAUGAGGUUGUUUCCUAUAUUACCAAAAAAGUGGACUCGAAAACACGUGAUGUGAAGAUAUUGCAACCAACAAUUGCUACUCAAACCGCACGUUCUUCUGAUGCUAAUUCUCUCUAUGAGCUGGAUAAAGCAACACAAGAGGUUACUAAUGCUAUAGCAGAAGCGCAAUCGCGUGAUCUUGGUAUGUUACCGGCUAAUGGUAUUUCUAUAGGGAAAGAUUUGCCUCCGAUCAAUCUUUCGAGAUCGGUUGGGUUGCCGGAGCUUCGUAGGUUGCGACGUACAUUCAUGAAGUUAACAGGGCAAACGAGUUUGAGUGGGAGAGCUCCUCCUUCUGAUUCUGAUAGUGCUAAAAGGAUGUUUAUUGAUUACUUGAAUAGGGAGCUUGGAACUUCAUGAAGAAAAGUAUGUUGUAGUAAUCUUAUAACUGAGUUUAUAUGUGUGCUUGUUUUACCAAAUAUGAGAUGUUUCAUAUUUAAUUGGAGCAUUGUUGUUGAAUAAACUGAUUUUUCUCCCUA
Messenger RNA from Vicia villosa (hairy vetch), 1197 nucleotides. RefSeq names its product protein KTI12 homolog. Bases 179 to 1078 code for a protein of 299 amino acids. Lineage: Eukaryota; Viridiplantae; Streptophyta; Magnoliopsida; Fabales; Fabaceae. The record is from RefSeq and is a predicted model, not a curated record. The transcript is spliced from 2 exons.